Molecule: messenger RNA, 1395 nt
Organism: Trichoplusia ni (cabbage looper)
Lineage: Eukaryota; Metazoa; Arthropoda; Insecta; Lepidoptera; Noctuidae
Gene: beta3GalTII
Product: beta-1,3-galactosyltransferase 6
Exons: 3
Coding region: 254-1372 (372 amino acids)
Biological process (GO): glycosaminoglycan biosynthetic process
Cellular component (GO): membrane
Molecular function (GO): UDP-galactosyltransferase activity
Source: RefSeq, a predicted model, not a curated record
ACGGUUUAGGAUAAAUUUAAUCUUUUGAUAUUUAUUAUUAUUGUAAUUGUUGUCUCCUGUGCUACGUGCCGUUACUUUAUUAUACAGUAAAUGGCUUUGCUUUUAUAUUCAUAUAUCAUAAAUGAAUACGUCUAGGAUUAUGAAGGACAAAUAAUUUCUUAUAAUUUUUUACACUUUUUGGUUUAAGUCGUUUCCAUGGAGUUAAAUUGAAUUUUACCAUGAAACAUCGAUAUAUCCUUUAGAUAUCAUUAAAAUGUUUGUAUCUUUUAUGAGAAGAUAUCAAAUUAUGAUUCUCGGCGGUAUAUUUUUCUUUUACCUUGGUUGUUUAUUCACUCUGAGUUUUCUAAGGCUCGAAUGCGCUGAUGCUUUAGCUGCCAAAGAAUUAAGUGAUGCUCAAAGCUCACUGAACAGAAUUGAAUAUGCUGUACUAAUCCUAAGUGGCCCUGAUAAUGAAGUCAAGCGGGAUGCUAUAAGAGCCACAUGGAUGAAAUUAGCAACUAACAUUUUUAUUGAGAAUGGUGAGAAGUUGUACAAGUGGAGUCAUACUUGGACUGAGCAAAAUGUGAUGCCAGAAUUUAUCAAGUUUUAUUUUGUAAUUGGGACUCGAGGACUUAGUGAAACAAAGCUAAUGAGGUUGGACAUGGAAAAUAAGAGAAGUAAUGAUCUGCUAUUACUUGACGGUUUUGAGGACAGUUAUAUUAACCUAGCAACGAAAAUGCUGCACUCCUUGAAAUGGUUAAGCAGUUACUUAAAAAACCUUAAAUAUCUAAUAAAAUGUGAUGAUGACUCCUUUGUGAGAGUUGACCUAAUAAUAAAAGAUCUCGAAGCUUUUGCUCCAGAAAUGAAUGCUCAUGAACUAAAUAAAUAUGUAACCUAUAAGAAAGACCUGCCAUCAUACAAAGGUCUUUACUGGGGUUACUUCAAUGGCCGAGCACAUGUUUUCUUAAAUGGAAAAUGGCAAGAAAAGUCUUGGUUCCUGUGUGACAAAUACUUACCCUAUGCCAUGGGCGGCGGUUACGUCAUAUCGCGCAGCAUUGUCGACUUUAUUGCUAGAAAUGCUGAUUUAUUGGGACAUUACAAAGCUGAAGAUGUCUCUAUGGGCGUGUGGACGGCGUCAUUAGACGGCAUAAACAGAGUCCAUGACGUCAGAUUUGACACGGAAUGGAAGUCAAGAGGUUGCGCAACAAACAUGCUGGUACGACACAAGCAAGCCCCAAGGGACAUGUUCCAACUUUAUAAAACAUUAGUCCACACACAUGGAAACAAACUCUGUGAGACUGAAAUUUCUUUGAUGAAAGCUUAUUUCUAUAAAUGGGAUGUUUCGCCUAGUAUGUGCUGUAACCUUGAUAUUGAUAAUAAUAAGCUUGUUUAAUUAUAACAUUAUUCUCAAUUCCA